AUGCGUCACUCCAUCGCCCUCGCCCUCGGCGCCGGCCAGGUCGCCUGGGCCGUCACGACCUUCUCCAACACGACGGCCACGACGGCCGGGCCGACGACGACGCCUCUUCCGGGGCCCUUUCUGCCGCCCAGAGUCGGCGCCUUCCGCGUCGUCGGCUGUGCCGGCUCCUCGACGCGCUUCCCGGGCUUCGAGCGAACGGUGACGGAGGAUAAGAUGACGCUCGAGAUCUGCGCCGCCGCCUGCCCCGGCCGCUACUUUGGCGUCUACUUCAUGGACUGCUACUGCGGCGACGUCGUCGACGACGCCACCACGAGCAUCCUCGCCGACUCCAAGUGCAGCAGCCGCUGCCCCGGCAAGCCCGAGGAGGCUUGCGGAGGCCUCACCAACCUGCUGCAGCGACGCGAGAUCCCCCAGACCGUCCUCCUCUCCCUCUACGAGCGCAUCGCCGCGACGACGACGACGGAGCCUCCCUCGGGCACCACCAUGACGCGCACCCUCACGAGCACCGGCAUCAUCACCACGUGCCCGCCCGAGGUGACGGACUGCCCCCUCCGUCGGAAGAAGCCGAGCCGGAAGAUGAUCUGCUACGGCGACUACUGCGCCCAGGACGAGUACUGCGACGAGUGUGAGCGCCAGCGCGUCGUCUGCGACGACGACGACUGCCACACCGAAGCCUGCCCGAGCGGCUACGAAAAGUACUGGACCGAGCUCGUCGUCUGCACCGGCGGCCAGGACUACAAGUACUCGCAGUGCAGCGGCGACGCCUGCAAGCGCAAGAUCACCUGCGACGACGGCAAGUGCACCGUCGAGAAGUGCACCGACGACGAGUUCGACCGCAAGUUUGUCUGCCGCGGCGACGACUGCGAGCACGAGAGCUGCACCGGCGACGAGUGCUGGAAAAAGUACCAGUGCUCGGCCGACAGCUGCAAGGUCCAGCCCGUGUGCCCCGGCAACGGGACCUGCACGGCCCCGGGCUCCAAGACCUACACGACGCCGUCGAGCUACCCCGUCCAGGCUGGCUCGAGCCGCGUCGCCAUCGUCUACAACCUGCUCGCCGGCGCCGCCCUCGCCGCCUUCAUGCUGUAG
This is a messenger RNA of Drechmeria coniospora, 1086 nucleotides long. RefSeq lists its product as uncharacterized. Lineage: Eukaryota; Fungi; Ascomycota; Sordariomycetes; Hypocreales; Ophiocordycipitaceae. Bases 1 to 1086 code for a protein of 361 amino acids. The transcript has 2 exons. The record is from RefSeq and is a predicted model, not a curated record. Gene Ontology annotation, cellular component: membrane.